Messenger RNA from Anguilla rostrata (American eel), 5660 nucleotides. It is a transcript of the gene pi4kb, whose product is annotated as phosphatidylinositol 4-kinase, catalytic, beta. Gene Ontology annotation, cellular component: membrane; cytoplasm. The record is from RefSeq and is a predicted model, not a curated record. The transcript is spliced from 12 exons. Gene Ontology annotation, molecular function: 1-phosphatidylinositol 4-kinase activity. NCBI's taxonomy places the organism in Eukaryota, Metazoa, Chordata, Actinopteri, Anguilliformes, Anguillidae. Gene Ontology annotation, biological process: phosphatidylinositol phosphate biosynthetic process; phosphatidylinositol-mediated signaling. Bases 466 to 3000 code for a protein of 844 amino acids.
GCUAUACAACAAGAAGUUGAACGGCCUGCACAUAGCUAACGUCUGCUUGAUAGAUAGCUUACGAAUGUAAUAUGUGAGAUAACUUGUGAGCUGCUGUGCAUUGUGGCUAGUUGUGAUUAAACAAUGACAUAGAAACUGUAAUCCAUCGAAUUCGCAGUCGCUGGACACUUAGGUACUGCACACCGUAGCUGAAAAUUUAGAUUUGAUACUGCAAAACACGCCCCAUCUUGGAUCUGUACGUCGAGCAAAGAACCAAAAUGGCGUCCAAAGCGCUUUAGUUUCGUGAGUUGUAUCGUUUUUUAAGACCUACAGGCAUUUGAUGCAGACAUCCCAGGCCUGUCACUUGUCCAAGUUGCAAAGAGAGAAACUCGGGAGUAGUGUGGGGGAUUGUAUGUUUCUCCAAAUGGGGGUGGAAAACUGGAGAUAGAAAAAUUUCAAACUCCACCCGACUAUUGAAGAGUGGCCAUGGGUGACACGGACGUGGAGCUCCCGGCUCCUCAGGCGGAGGAAGUUGAGCAGAGCCCCUGCACCUCCUCCUCCUCGGCCUCCCCCAGCCACCUCCUCCAGCCGGCCAGCGACGACAGCCCACGAGGCCCCAGCCCGCCACUGGGCAUCAUUUCGGAGGGCGCGGGCGAGGUGGGUGUGGUCAUCGACCCCGAGGUGGCCAAGAAGGCCUGCCAGGAGGUCCUGCAGAAGGUCAAGCUCCUCCAGGGCGAGAGCGAGAGUGAGGGCGCGGCCGCGACGGGCGGGGCCGAGCAGGGGCUGGUCAACGGGAGCGUCCACCCGGAGCCGGCCGAGGGCGGGGUCACCAAGCCCCCCAAGAUCCGGGAGGAGCCGGAGGAGCCGCUCCCCUGCACGGUGAAGGGCGCCCGGCGCCGCCAGAAGAACAACUCCUCCAAGCAGUCCUGGCUCCUGCGGCUCUUCGAGUCCAAGCUCUUCGACGUCUCCAUGGCGAUCUCCUACCUGUACAACUCCAAGGAGCCGGGCGUGCAGGCCUACAUCGGCAACCGGCUCUUCAGCUUCCGCUACGAGGACGUGGACUUCUACCUGCCGCAGCUGCUCAACAUGUACAUCCACAUGGACGAGGACGUGGGCGACGCCAUCAAGCCGUACGUGGUGCACCGCUGCCGGCAGAGCAUCAGCUUCUCGCUGCAGUGCGCCUGGCUGCUGGGGGCCUACUCGUCCGACAUGCACAUCUCCACCCAGCGCCACUCGCGCGGCACCAAGCUGCGCAAGCUCAUCCUGUCCGACGAGCUCAAGCCGGCCAGCCAGCGGCUGCGGCGGGAGCUGCCGCCCUGCCCGCCGCCCGUGCUCAGCCACGCCCUCCCCGAGCACGGCCUCUCGCCCUCCAAGCGCACGCACCAGCGCUCCAAGUCGGACGCCACCGUCAGCAUCAGCCUCAGCAGCAACCUCAAGAGGACGGCCAGCAACCCCAAGGUGGAGAGCAGCCAGGACGAGGGCUUGAGCUCCAGCACUGAGAGCCUUGACCUAAAGCCUGGUACACCUGUGCGCCUGACGCCCCAGCGGGAGUUCAUUAAGUCCCUGAUGGGCAUCGGCAAGCGGCUGGCCACGCUGCCCACCAAGGAGCAGAAGACCCAGCGGCUCAUCUCCGAGCUCUCGCUGCUCAACCACAAGCUGCCCGCCCGCGUCUGGCUGCCCACCGCCGCCUUCGACCACCACGUGGUGCGCGUGCCCCACACCCAGGCCGUGGUGCUCAACUCCAAAGACAAGGCACCGUACCUGAUCUACGUGGAGGUGCUGGAGUGUGAGAACUUCGAGACGUCCAACGUGCCGGUGCGAAUCCCCGAGACGCGCAUCCGCAGCACGCGCUCGGUGGAGAACCUUCCGGACUGCGGCAUCACGGCCGAGCAGCGGGCCAGCAGCUUCUCCACCGUGCCCAACUACGACAACGACGACGAGGCCUGGUCCGUCGACGACAUCGGCGAGCUGCAGGUGGAGCUCCCAGAGAUCCACACCAACAGCUGUGACAACAUCUCCCAGUUCUCUGUGGACAGCAUCACCAGCCAGGAGAGCAAGGAGCCCGUGUUCAUCGCCGCGGGAGACAUCAGGCGGCGUCUGUCGGAGCAGUUGGCUCACACCCCCACCACAUUUAAGAGGGACCCGGAGGACCCCUCAGCUGUGGCCCUCAAGGAGCCCUGGCAGGAGAAAGUCGGACGGAUAAGGGAGGGCUCCCCCUACGGCCACCUCCCCAACUGGCGUCUGCUCUCAGUCAUUGUCAAGUGUGGAGACGACCUUCGGCAGGAGCUGCUGGCCUCCCAAGUGCUCAAACAGCUGCAGUCGAUCUGGGAGCAGGAGCGGGUUCCCCUGUGGAUCAAGCCCUACAAGAUCCUGGUGAUCUCGUCGGACAGCGGCAUGAUCGAGCCGGUGGUCAACGCCGUGUCCAUCCACCAGGUGAAGAAGCAGAGCCAGCUGUCGCUGCUCGACUACUUCCUGCAGGACCACGGCAACUACACCACCGAGGCCUUCCUGACCGCCCAGCGCAACUUCGUCCGGAGCUGCGCCGGCUACUGCCUGGUCUGCUACCUGCUGCAGGUGAAGGACAGGCACAACGGGAACAUCCUGCUGGAUGCCGAGGGCCACAUCAUCCACAUCGACUUCGGCUUCAUCCUGUCCAGCUCCCCCCGCAACCUGGGCUUCGAGACCUCGGCUUUCAAACUCACCAGCGAGUUUGUGGAUGUAAUGGGUGGCCAGGAUGGAGACAUGUUUAACUACUACAAGAUGCUGAUGCUGCAGGGCCUGAUUGCUGCACGGAAGCACCAUGAGAAGGUGGUCCAGAUCGUGGAGAUCAUGCAGCAAGGCUCCCAGCUGCCCUGCUUCCACGGCUCCAGCACCAUCCGGAACCUGAAGGAGCGCUUCCACAUGAACCUGACCGAGGAGCAGCUGCAGGUUCUCGUGGAGCAGAUGGUGGACGGGUCCAUGCGCUCCAUCACCACCAAGCUGUACGAUGGCUUCCAGUACCUCACCAAUGGCAUCAUGUGAACAACGCGCGCACACACACGUGCACACGCACGGGCGUGCCGGUCAGAACUUGUGUACAAAGACUGAGGGAGGCUGGAGAAGCACACAACUUCGCACACGACUGCGCUUCUCCCGUUGCUGCCUUGUGUGUCUCAUCUCUACCUGUGGACCGAGAAAGUUGGGCUACCAAACCCUGGGUUUAUCCCCUAAUAGACAAAGGUCUGCGCAGUUCUUGUGCGUUUCCUCCCACUGUGUUGAUCCUGAGCCCCGCCUCCUCACAGUAACCCCUCCCAUGUUUUUGGGAUUUCAUUUUUUUCACCUCAAGGCUAAGGACUCCAUUUCUCAUACCCCUAUUUUUUAAUUGGCCUUUGAGCAACGUGUCCGUUGUCACGGACCACUGAGGUCUUCAGUUUUACUCUGACCCUCCCACUGCCCAUGUUCCCUUUCACCUGCGCAGCGCCCUGCCUCUGUUGAGUCUUUCUCAUGGUAUUUCUUCUUUGGGUAUAGGCCAUGCAGCAACCCUGCAGGUGUGAAAGGGUGGUCCACAUCAAUCCUAGGGAAGUUUAAAGGUGUCAAUCAAAGCGUCACUUCACUGCAGUGGAUCCGAGUCGAAACCAUGGUGAUAUGAGAAGACUGUGGGAAAUCGGGGUACAAGCCAUGUGGGGCCACAGGACCAUGUGGGGCCCAGCUUCUCCUUGUCCAGGGUCCAGUAUUCACAAGUGUGAUCAGAGGGGUGCAGAUGUAUCAGUGCAGGCUUCAUCCAGAGUCACUCUGCCCUGACAAUUCCAGUCCAAUUCGGUGUGAGUCUUUUUUUUCCCCCACUGAAUUCUGCAGUAUUGUUAAAGUGUUUCAGCAGCAGUGUUUCAGAGUCUUACUUUAAUUAGUAGGAACCGCUAGGUCUAAUGCUAUUCAUUGGUAACACAGUGGAGUAGGGCUUUGGGGGUUUGACAUGGGGAUGAGAAAGCGGGAACUAUUUAUUCUUUUCCCUUACAAAGCGCUACAGAAUAAAUAGAACACUUACAGGCAUCCUAUUGCAUAAUAGGUAUGAUGCAACUUACUGUUACAUUUCUCGUUAGUCCCCUUGCAAAGCCUCAUAAAAUAAUUAAAACACUUGCAGGCAUCCUAUUGCUUAAUAACUGUAAGUAUAAUUUAUAGUUUGUUGUAGAACUUUUAAAGGAAAUGUGUUUUUUAAGGUAUUGGAAGCACAAGAGUCAUCCCUAGAAUAAUCCCUAUAUCCCCUUUUAGAUAGACAUGUUAGUGGUCAGAUUUUUUUCUUUUCAGAUAAUGUACCACAUCAUUUUUUAUUUUUUAUUUUUUUUUGUGUUUCAGGUACGUUAACAUCUGCAUUAAUGUUCGCAUUCAUAGCAACUCCCUGUUUAUGAAGUGUAGAACUGCGAGAGUGAAAAUCUCCACUAAUUUCUAGGUUUCAGCCAAAGAUCAGUGCUCUCCGUGUUUGGUAGCUUAUGGACUGUGAAGGUUCCACCACUGCCUACCACCAGGCCUGGAUUCUAUAUCUACUGAGGCUUUGAGUUUUGCUCUGGUUUAGUGCUCCUACAUUUCCUCCUAGAAAUGCAUACAAUGUUGGAGAUGGUUUAAUGAAAACAGUGAUGAUUAAACACACAUACUCUAUAACAGGGGCCUUCAAGACCAAGAGGGACCUGGUUGCACUGUUGGGUGCUCUGAGCCACAUUAAAUUUCACUGAGAAACAAGCAGGUAGCUUGGUUCUCUGAAAGGAUAAUAAAAUAUGUUCCCCUUUUCUUGUGUACAUAACCCUGGAAGAGGCACGUUGUCUGUAAAAGCGAGUGGACAUGAAAACAAGUGAGGAGGUUGAUCACUUUAAGCUGAACUGUUGGAUGGGAAGGCCCAAGUGGGAACAUUGUGUAAGGCUGAAGUUCUUUACACUUGUAUGGUGACAGACUAGCACAGAUGUCCUUGCCCCCCCCCCCCAUAACCGAUCAGGCCUCACCCUUAAAUGUAUAAACCAACUCAUACAAAAAACACAUAUAAACAUAUUGGCGGCAACUUUAGCAAAUGCAGUCUUUUUGGCAAUUAAACCACUAACGAAGAACGGCAGUGAAGAUACUGGAGAACAAAUAAAGCAACUGUUGCAUCUGAUCAUUUGUGCCCUUGAUGCAAUGUAAAUUCCCCUUGAACUUCGGGGUGGGGGUGGGGGGGGGGGGCUAGCCAAGAAUGAAAAAAUCUGCAAAAAUCAAAUGUCCUCGAGCUGUACAGGUGUUGUUCUUACUUGUGUUCCUUUCAGUUUUUUACAUGUAUCCUCAGUCAGGAUUAAACUAUUUUCUCUUAAGUACUAUUUAAGUGUUUGUGAUGCAAGGUGAUGAGCAGGUUUCUGUUCUUCAAGAACACUGACUGAUUUCUGGUGGCUCGGUUGUUCAUUUGUUUCUAAUAUGAUGCCACACCACUGUUGUGGUUACCUGAAUUUGUUUCACAUUAAUAUUACACAUCCCAGCAGAGACUUGGAACAUUGAACAGGAUUGGGAGAGAGAAGCCAGUCAGCAGCAGGGCUUUCCUGUUCUUGAACUAAAAAAAAAAAAAAAAAACCCUCUGCCAGUUCCCAUUUCCUUUAAUUGCCAUAUAAUGGACCAGCUCCCUUGAUCAUGUGAAUGACCUCGCUUAACUCGUUUAUGUAUUUUUGUAUAAUAAAUGUACUUGUUUCACUAUA